AUGUCUGGAGUUUCCCCAACCAAAGAGGACCACGUCGAUGUCCUCAUCGUAGGUGCUGGACCUGCCGGUCUCAUGUUAUCGACCUGGCUGAGUCGCUGCGGCAUCAAGACUCGCAUUGUUGACAAGCGUGGUACCAAGAUCUUCAACGGACAAGCCGACGGUCUGCAGUGCCGAACUCUGGAGAUCUUCGACUCCUUCGAUUUCGCUAAUCGGGUCUGGCGCGAAUCAAACCACAUGAUCGAGAUCUGUCUUUGGAAUCCAGAUGAGAAUGGCAUUAUUCGACGAUCCAGUCGCAUUCCCGACACUAUUCCCGGAAUUAGUCGGUUCCAGCAGGUUGUCUUGCACCAAGGCCGUAUCGAGCGAUUCUUCUUAGAUGCAAUGAAGGAACACGGCGGCUUGACUGUCGAGCGCGGUGUUCUUCCCGUAUCCUUUAGUUUCGACGAGACCAAAGCAGGAGAUUUCGACGACUACCCCAUAAGUGUCGAGCUUCGUACGCUAUCCGACCAGGAAUCCACACCAUCGCAACGCCAACAACAUCACAAAUCUGCCAAUGGUCAAGAGUCAACUGUUGAAGACGGGCUUUUUCGAAGCAAUCUAGUCGCCGAUGAUACCGACGAUUUGAUCCGAUCAACUCAAAACACCACCAACCAAAAAGAGCUAGUCAAAGCCAAAUUCAUGGUCGGAUGUGACGGUGCCCAUUCCUGGGUCCGAAACCAAGUCGGCUACAAGCUGGAAGGUGACUCGACUGAUUACAUCUGGGGUGUGCUCGACAUAAUCCCCAUCACCGACUUCCCCGACAUCAGGCAUCGUUGCGCGAUUCACUCGGCUAGCGAGGGGAGCGUUAUGGUGAUCCCGCGAGAGAACAAGCUCGUUCGACUGUAUAUCCAGCUGCAAACGACGGACUAUAACAAGACUGGAAUCAAGGCGGAUAGGUCGUGGAUAACUCCCAGUAUUAUUCUACAGUCCGCCCAGCGUAUCCUGCACCCUUAUAAGCUGGAUUAUACAUACUGCGACUGGUGGACGGCAUACCAGAUUGGGCAACGUGUCGGUAACAAUUUCUCGUUGCAGGAACGUGUCUUUUUGGCUGGAGAUGCUGUUCAUACGCACUCGCCGAAGGCUGGACAGGGGAUGAAUGUUAGCAUGCAAGAUACAUAUAACCUUGGAUGGAAGCUCGCGCAUGUGAUCAAAGGGUAUAGCCAAGGAUCGAUUCUGAAGACUUAUGAAUCCGAGAGAAGACAGAUCGCGCAGGAUCUGAUUGCUUUUGAUCAUCGGUUUUCGAGACUUUUCUCGGGCCGUCCGGCUAAGAAUAUCAUGGAUGAGGAGGGAGUUAGCAUGGAAGUGUUCCAGAAGGCGUUUGAGAAAGGCAAUGAGUUUGCAAGUGGCAUAGCGGUGAAUUAUAGUGCUAGUCAAAUUGUUGCGAAGGAGGGCAAGAUAUCUAGCAAACCACAGCUAGCGACGGGGAUCGACAUUGGGAAACGCAUGCCAAGCUUCAAGGUGUUGAAUCACGCCGACGCGCGACCGUGGCAUCUCCAAGAACUUUUGAAAAGCAAUGGACGCUGGAGAAUCAUUGUGUUCCCAGGGCGACUAACCGAGCCAUGCAACAUGCAGCGCUUGCAAACGUUAGGCAAACAGCUCGAGGCACCAGAUUCGUUUGUCCAUCGCUAUACACCGCCAGAGCAAUCCAUCGACAGCGUGAUCGAAGUUUUGACUGUCCAUCAAGGGCCGCGAGCAGAUAUCGAGCUUCUGGAAAUUCCUAACGCGUUCCAUCCCUAUCAUAGCGAUAUUGGAUGGGAUUAUUGGAAAGUUUACGUGGAUGAGGAGUCUUAUCAUGAAGGGCAUGGGCAAGCGUAUGCCAAUUAUGGUAUUGACCCAAGCCGUGGCGCUAGUGUUAUUAUUCGUCCAGAUCAGUAUGUUAGUUGGGUUGGUGAGGUGGAUGAAUAUGAGGAGAUGUCGCGGUUCUUUUCUGGGUUUAUGAUACGGCAGGCUGUUGGGAAGGGCACGGUUGAUGGUGCGGAUGCAUCCCUUGCAACCCCACGACUGUGA
Penicillium atrosanguineum is the source of this 2043-nucleotide messenger RNA. RefSeq names its product putative FAD monooxygenase. Bases 1 to 2043 code for a protein of 680 amino acids. The transcript is spliced from 4 exons. Lineage: Eukaryota; Fungi; Ascomycota; Eurotiomycetes; Eurotiales; Aspergillaceae. The record is from RefSeq and is a predicted model, not a curated record. Gene Ontology annotation, molecular function: FAD binding.